Eriocheir sinensis (Chinese mitten crab) is the source of this 3483-nucleotide messenger RNA. RefSeq lists its product as uncharacterized. Lineage: Eukaryota; Metazoa; Arthropoda; Malacostraca; Decapoda; Varunidae. The coding region runs from base 255 to 1334 and encodes 359 amino acids. The transcript is spliced from 8 exons. The record is from RefSeq and is a predicted model, not a curated record.
GGGCGGACAGGGAGGGAGGGACUGGUACGCGUCACGUCUCGAUCCUGUACCCUGUCACUGGCACCUAGCCGUCAUUUAUUUCCUCGUCGCGUGUCACGGUGUGCGGUGUGUCAGAGUGUGUCCAGCAGUGUCUGAAGAGGUGGGAGCAGGAGGCAACACACGCUGACAACUGAAGGUGCUGGAGAUAAGGAGGGAGAAAGGGGAUGAGAGGGUUAUCUCCAUUAUAUCGCCGCUGAGGUCCGCUUGCUGUCAGGAUGGUGGAGGCUGUCUCGAAGGAGUCCCAGGAUCCGUCUGGGGUGUCCUACGUCCUGGAGGCGAUAUACAAGCAACAGCAGGAACUUGAGGCUGAUAGCUGGAUAGUACACGAGGUCAUAAGUUUGCUGAGGAAGAAGCUAGAGACAUUCCCCGCCCCGUUCCUGGCCUCGGCGGAGUACAAGCUGGUGGGCAGUGCGGCGGAGAGCCUUGUUGUGUCCAGGAAGGAUGACAAGGACGUGUUGCUGCUCCUGGGCCAACCCUACACACCAAAGUACUUCCAGUCGGUGUAUGACUCUCAUGGGCGACACUUCCUCAAGUGGAACAAAACCCUCGUCAAGGGCACCAAGCCACGCUAUGUGGGGCCCACGGAUUACCUGUCCAUCAUGGCUCUGAGGACUUUCGUCAAUGGCUGCCUGCAAUCGUCCCUGAAGGGGGAGCGUGUGGGGAACCUGAAGGUCAACAAGCUGGAGGUGUGGAAGCAGGCCGUUCGCAUCCACCUCAAGGCGGAGACAGGGAAGCAGACACACAUUAUUGACAUCCUCCCACAGAUCAGAGGAGACCAGUGGAGCAAGGUGGAGGGGGUGGAGCCACUCAAUCGCCUGGGGCCAAUGCUGAGGAAGACUGUGAGUGCGGUGGAGGCGUCCGGAGAGCCCAGCAUCACCUUCUCCCUCUUCGGUCCGGCCGGCACCUCGCCAUCCACUGUCACCACCUGCUUUGCCCUGGUGGAGAAGGAAUUUUUCACCAAGAAUAAGGAUCUACGAAACGUUGCUCUGCUGGCCAAAAUCAUCCUGACGGGCCACAACUGGAAGAACAGGUACGGCCUCAAGAUUGCCCACUUCAAGAGACUCAUCAUGGCCAAGAGUGAACACUUCAGCACCCUCUCGCCCUGGCAGGGGCUGAGGGAGCUGCUUCACACGGCCAAGACACAGCUUCAGAAAGGCUCGCUGGACGGCUUCCCAGAUGUUAAGCGUGACCUCAUGUGGCACAAGACAGACGAGGACUGCCAUGCCGCCGCCAAGGACAUCGUCAAGGUUAUGAUGACCCUUGACCCCCAGUACUUUGCCCUGUACUUGUGCUAAACGUGUCGUAGACUUAAGAGACUAUUGCGAUAAGUAACGCAAUAUUGUGUUUCCAUAGUUUAUGAAAUGGUGAGAUUGUAUUUUCAUGACUUACGGCUCCAAGCGAACCUGUCUCAUCCAUUUUUUUAUUUUUUAUUUUUUUUUAUUUUUAUUAUUUUUUUUUUCCAAGGCCAAGGAUAUUGUUUUAUGGUUUCAUGGAUGGAGCCUUGUCUCAUGUUUUUGAUUGCUGGUUCCAUAAAUAAUGAACCAUGGUUAUUUUAUACUUAGGGUGUCAUGGCAUCAAGGUUGCCGCAGUGCUGGCUCUUUUCUGGCAUCUGUUUAGUAACUUCAUUUGAGAGACUGAUACAAAAACAAGACCUUGGGAGAUGAAAAUUUGAAUAAUAACAGGUCAAGGAAUUUAGAAAUCCUUUUAGCACAAUGAGGAUGUUAUCCAGAUAAAUAUUACAAUACUACAGGUAAGUAUUGCAAUAGUUCUGUCCACACCCAAGUCAUAGAGAGGGACAACCAGUGUUUAUGUGCCUAUGGAGAGAAUUUCUCAUUUUGAAUUGUCAAAUGUAUUUUUAUAUGAUUUAUGAAUUUUAUUUAUUACUUAAGGGUGGUCAGUAAUUUACUAGACAUUCAGAUGAUUUUUUCAUCCUGAAAUUCCAUUUGGCAGUUAUGCGCAUGGGUACAAAGAGUUCAAUAAGGUUUUUGCAUAGUGUUAAUGAAAUGUAUCAUUGCACAACAAUACUAUUCUCUAGAUCAGUGCUGUCCAAACUUUUUCGCCUAUUGUAGCCUUUAUUACCUUCUCCUACUGUUACGUACCCCAUUGUUGAUUAAACUAAAUUAUGUUAUAUUAUAUUAAUAUUAUAUUAUAAUAUAUUUAGGUACACGUACAUUACUCGUCCUUCCUAGGUACCCGUCCCUCCCUCUCUCCUUUCCUUCAUAGAACAUGGGAAGUUUCUGCUGUGUGUGUGUGUGUGUGUGUGUGUGUGUGUGUGUGUGUGUGUUUUCACGUACCCCUUUGAUCUAUGUUGCGUACCCCCAGGUGUACGCGGACCCCAGUUUGGACAACUCUGCUCUAGAUCACCUUUUAAGUACGUGUGAGGUGGGCUGCAAAGCAUCAGGCACUGGCAGUUGCAAUUUUACAAGAUGUUUUCUGUAUUAUGCAUACUGUGUGGUGUGUGUUGUGGGAAAAUAUUGUCUCCCAUGCUUUGGAGAAUAUCUCGGUGUGCCUCAAUAUUGUGAGUGAUCAUUCUCUCUCUGCUGUCAGUUGUGCUGUGAGUGGACGUCUGCACCCCAGCCUCCACUCCUAACAGAUUCAUUUUAUUAUAACAUUUACAGGAAUGUUCAAGAAACUCCUCAUGGUCAUCCAGCUACAAUGUGUAAUUACAAUUGCUAUUCUUCAGACGAAAGUGAAAGCAAGAAGGCUUGUCAGUCUCAAGUGAAUUUUAUAAUUUUUAGUGUUAAUGUUAUCAUCAUUAUUUUUCUCAUCAUCAUCACCCUCAUCCCUCCUCCCACCAUUGGAGUCAUCCCCCCCCCCCCCCCCACCACCAUGAGCUGCCUCACCAGCCUGGGGUCAUCAUUGCCAUGGCUCAGAGUUGCUGGAGAAUGCAUCAACAAGUGUUUAGUGUUAUAAAUGAUUAGUGUGCCUUAAUCAUGCCACACAGUUUUCUGGGAGUGAUCCAUUUGAUGAUUGUACUUUAAAAUUGGGGAACAGCAUCAAGGCUUUUGUUACUUUAUUUAUUUAUUUUUAAUUUUUUUGUUUUAUUUUAUUAUUUUCUUACAGCAAAGGAAACAGUUCAAGGGCAAAAAAAGGAAACUAAUGAAAAAAAAAGGCUGAUAUUUGUUGAUGUGCUUGUAUUAAUAUUACACUUUUCAUUGAUACAUAAAAGUAACAUGUACUUUUUAAUAAGUAUUUUGCAUUUUCCUGAGGCAUGGAUAUGAUGUCACAUUACUGUUGAAGGAUGUAGUUUAUUUGACAUCACAUUUGUUUUGUUAGUACGUUUGUACACCAAGAGGAUUUUAUUUUAGUGAGUUUAUUGUAACCGAAGGUGCUUCCUUACACAAAUUGUAAGUUUCUUUACACAUUGUGUGGCUGUGUAUUCAGAUGUGGCUGUGUAUUCAAAUAUGUACUUUAGUGUUGAGAAAAUAUAUCGAGGUUAAUUUU